Messenger RNA from Mercenaria mercenaria, 1287 nucleotides. RefSeq lists its product as uncharacterized. The record is from RefSeq and is a predicted model, not a curated record. Lineage: Eukaryota; Metazoa; Mollusca; Bivalvia; Venerida; Veneridae. The coding region runs from base 1 to 1287 and encodes 428 amino acids. The transcript is spliced from 2 exons.
AUGGUUUUUCUUACUGAAGAAAAAAUUCAGAAAAUACUUUCAAAAGCAAGACACUUGUUACAACAGUCUGCUGUGAUUGUCAAGGAUUUGGCCUCUUUUAUUGGUUCAAUCAUAAACGCUUUUUACGCUGUUUUGGAGGCCCCAUUGCAUUAUCGUCAGCUAGAAAGAGAUAAGAUUUAUGGUUUAGGUCCUGAUUUGAAUUUUCAAAACAAAGUUCAGUUGUCUGAAGCCAGCAGACCUGAAUUGACUUGGUGGUGUGAUAAUAUAGUUGUGAAAAAUGGCAAAGCUAUUAGACCUAGAAAAGUACAGUUUCAUUGUAGAACAGAUUCGUCCCUUUUAGGCUGGGGUUGUGUAGAUGUAGUAUCUGAUAGGUCAGCUCAUGGACGUUGGUCAAUCGAUGAAUCUAAAUAUCAUAUAAUUUUUUUAGAGUUAUUAGCAAUUUAUUUUGCUCUUCAAUCUCUGUAUUGUAACUGUACAGAUACUCAUAUAGAGUUCCAAUGUGAUAACAUUACAGCAGUAAAGUAUGUAAAUGACAUGGGAGGAAUGACUUCAAAGUCUUUGGACACAUUAUCUGCUAAAUUGUGGCAAUGGUGCUUAAAAAGAGGUAUCUUUAUUUCGACUAAACAUAUAGCGGGAAAAGAGAAUGUUACAUCAGAUUUCUAUUCUAGAAAUUUUUCUGAUUCCACAGAGUGGAUGCUUAUGUCAGAAAUUUUUCGAAGGUUGCGCAAACAAUUCUUUGUGCCAGAUAUAGACUUGUUUGCUUCAAGAUUAAAUAAGCAAAUAGACAGAUUUGCUUCUUGGUUUCCGGAACCAGGAGCUUUCUUCAAUGAUGCUUUUUCUUGUUCAUGGCAAAGUUUCCUACCUUAUAUUUUUCCACCAUUUAAUUUACUGAGUAAGGUAAUCAACAAAAUUGUUGAAGAUAAAGUGGAAAAAGCUAUUGUGAUUUUACCUUAUUGGAAAUCUCAACCUUGGUUCCCUUUAUUAUUACCUAAUAUGGCUGAUUUUCCUGUUAGGUUACCAGGACACAAGGAUCUGUUGACGAUGGCACACGACGGUACUCCACAUCCUUUGGUAAAGUCAAUCAACAUGGUUGGUGUGAUGCUCUCCGGAAAUCCCUCUACUUCAGGAAAGUUUCACCAGGAGCUGCUGAAGUCAUUUUACAGUCAUGGAGACCAGGAACUAGGAAACAAUAUGGGUUGGCCUGGAAACGAUGAUGCUAGUAUACAUGCAAAGCCGAAGGCUUUUGCGAAAAUAAUGUGCCCUCAUCCAAGCCCUGGUGAUGGAUGA